This is a messenger RNA of Emiliania huxleyi CCMP1516, 1832 nucleotides long. RefSeq lists its product as hypothetical. Gene Ontology annotation, molecular function: nucleic acid binding. Bases 702 to 1832 code for a protein of 376 amino acids. The transcript has 4 exons. The record is from RefSeq and is a predicted model, not a curated record. NCBI's taxonomy places the organism in Eukaryota, Haptophyta, Isochrysidales, Noelaerhabdaceae.
CGGCCUCCUCCGUGACCAACCUCCGCGACCUUAGGUUGGUUGCUUAGGUUGGUUGGCGGCGAUGGAGCUGACGAGGCACGACCUUCGCGAAGCGGCCCUCAUCCUGCACUACGUGGCGCUCACUCUCUCCUCUGUUGUAUCCGGGCUCAGCCUGCUCUGGGCGCUGGUCUGCAUUCUCCAAGAGGUGCGGCGAAAGCACGAGAGGUCCACGAGUAAGUUCGGCCUCGAGAAGGUGCAGAGCGACGCGGGGCUUGGGCCGCAUGACCAGCGGGUGCACGCCUUGCUCCUUUCUGGCGAUAUCCGGCUGCUCCGCUGCAGCUGGCUGCGCUCGCGCCCAACCGGCUAUGUGCUGUCGCGCCGGCAGGACCUGCCAUCGGAGGCGCUGCUUCCGCCUGCAGAGGCGGCCACGCUCUUUGCUCGGCAGGACCGCAGCGUCUGUGCGCUCACCUACGGCUGUGCGCGCCUAGCCCCGCCAUGUGCCCCGCCCCCGCCCUGGAGCGUCUCAAACAGUGAGAGAGAACCUUCUCUCGCAAACGCACACAGGGCUCACGCCGCACCAUCCCGAUCCGCACGGUGAGAACUUGCAGCACGUCGUAGCCUUCCUCCACUCGCCCACGGGGCGUGGCUUCGUCGCGCUCUUCUGGGAUCAAGCGAGCCUAGUCCAGAAGAGCAUCGCCGGCGUGCGCACUGACGAAGAGUCCAUGGUCUUCGCAGCAUCGCUCGCCGUCAUGGCGGGGCUGUACGCGAGCCCCCGUUGUGUGACGGUGCUGCGGCUGGCCAACAUCCCAAAGCCGCCGGAGUGGGGAGAGCGCUCCGUCUGCCUCUUCGACUUGAAGAACGGUGUCAACGAGCAGGCGAUCCUCGCAACGCUCAGCUGCUUUGGCGAGAUCGAGAUGUGUGAUCUGCGCAGAGCUCCAGCGAUCGUUCGCUUCGCCACGCAAGAUGCUGCGCUUGCGGCUGUGGCGGCGGGCUCGGAGCAGCUGUGCAAGGCCAUCGGCAUGCUCUACAACACCCGGCCGUAUGAGCGGCGUGGCUGGUGCCACGGCGAGAGUAAUUUUGCAAAGAUCAUCCUUGGCACGCACAGCGAGCUCGGGCUGGGCAGCGCGGGGCAGGCGCCAAAGAUGAUCGAUGUGCUGGACGAGCAGCCUGUGCGCCUCACGAGCGCGCCCACGCCCGACGCGUUCAAGGCUCAGCUCGAGGAGACGGUGGAAGGGAGCGAGGAGAGAGUCAUCGCCUUCACCGGCAAGGGCGACAAGGAGAAGGUGACGGACAUGUACGUCAGCUUGUACGCGUCGGUCGUGUUCGAGGAGCGCGCUCGGCAGCGGAUGCAGGAGCAGCGCGCCGCUGCAGACAUGCGCAAGCGGCGCAUCCGCCUCGUCGCCUUUGGCGGCGGGCUGGUCGUCUGUGUGGCGUCAUCCGCCGCCCUCGUCGUCGGAAUGAGCCUAGAUACUUUGGAUGGUACCACCCUUGGCACACUUAUGGCACCAGCUGCCCUUUGUGGCGCUUCCGCGAUGCUCCUUGCUGUGCUACCCACGGACGAGGACCUUGUACGUGGGCUCUCCGUCUACCUGGUGCUGCUGCUGCUGUCUGUCGGAUGGUUCAACGGGUGGUCGGCGGGGCGGAAUUUGCACCGGUCGUCGACUCCGCGACCGGCUCAACUCUGGCAAUCAGCGAUGACGAGCGCCACAGCUAUCAGCCUCUCCCUCAACGCUGCUGGCAUUCUCCCGACCUGGCGCGACGCCUACCUCGCCGGCCUCGGCCCUGGAUGUGCGGUUGCCGACUGCACUCCAAGUGCUCCAAGGGGGGGUCCGAAUAAGAUACAUCAUAGAUAG